Hevea brasiliensis (rubber tree) is the source of this 1139-nucleotide messenger RNA. RefSeq lists its product as uncharacterized. The transcript is spliced from 2 exons. NCBI's taxonomy places the organism in Eukaryota, Viridiplantae, Streptophyta, Magnoliopsida, Malpighiales, Euphorbiaceae. The coding region runs from base 153 to 1139 and encodes 328 amino acids. The record is from RefSeq and is a predicted model, not a curated record.
UUCGCGGAAAUUCGACAGUUGACCGGGUUUGUGAAAUUCCGGCCAGACAGACCCGUUACCGGAAAAGUCUCCGAAUUGGACCGAGGUUUUGGCUAGCCCCCCAUUGUCAGACGUCCCGAGCGCGUCCCCGAAGUCGGAAUCGGCAAAGGAAAAUGCGUAGAAGCAGGAGAGCUGCCACUGCACCAGAACCAGAUGUGCCUGACGAGGUGUCGGCACAGGAUGAGGCGCCUGCCCCGAGGAGGCGGGGUAGGAGGCCUAGAGCUGCUCAAGUAGAGGAGCAGCCACCCCCAGUACAGGAUCAGUCCUUUAUGGCACAGGGUCCCAUGGACCCAAUGGCAGCUACUCUAGCUGGGUUACAGAGAACCAUCGACAUGAUGGCGCAGUAUAUGGUCCACCCUCCACAGCAGCAGCAGUCCACCGCACCAAGAGGGGAACCUUAUAAACAGAUAAUUAAUUUCAAGAAGUUGGUGCCUGGAACUUAUGAUGUGUCAGACGAUGCAUAUCGGUUUUUGGAUUCCUGCAGACAGGCAGGAACAGAAUUACAGUUGACUGAUAGAAGACUGAUAGAGUGUAUGCAGCAUGUCAUGGGGCCUAUGUCUAGACAAUGGAUGAAUGACUACGUGUUACCCCGAAUGGAGGGUUUGACAUGGGCUCAGUUUGUGCAACUUUUUAUCAAUUGGUUCGUGCCAGAAAGCUUCAGAGAUCAGAAGCAGUGGGCCUUUGAGGCCUUAAGACAGAAUGGCAGGUCUGUAGAUGAAUAUGCUACAGAAUUUCUGGAAUUGAGCAGAUAUGCCCCUACAGCAGUAGCUACAGAAACUAUGAAGGUGAAGAGGUUCCUAAAGGGGCUUGACAGGAGGUAUGCGAACCUGGCCAUGAUGUCUGAUCAGUCUUUUGAUGUGGUGGUUGAUCGAGCCAGACAGAUUGAGAUUAGUUAUGCUGUGGAUGACAGCGGAAGGGCAAAGAAAAACAGAGCAGAGGGUUCUUCAGGUGUUCCACACAUGGGUACUGCGGACAGUGGUGGCCAAACUAAUUACAGAGGAAGAAGCAGAAAUAAGAGAAGUGGUUUCAGACACAAAUCCCGAGGAUUCAGACCAGGGUAUGGAUCCAGUAGUGGUAACAGUUCAGGGUACAGCGAUUAG